Messenger RNA from Bolinopsis microptera, 2403 nucleotides. RefSeq lists its product as uncharacterized. Lineage: Eukaryota; Metazoa; Ctenophora; Tentaculata; Lobata; Bolinopsidae. The transcript is spliced from 10 exons. The record is from RefSeq and is a predicted model, not a curated record. The coding region runs from base 121 to 1881 and encodes 586 amino acids.
AGGAUUUUAUGAUAUAACAAAAAUGUGAGAUAAUAAACGCUGAACAAAUCUACAUCUCAAGACUGCCGCUGUUUUUAGUACACGAGGAGGGGUUAUGGGCAGAGGGAAGUUGGUUACAACAUGCUGCUGACACUACAAGGAUUCUGGACCGUUGCUCUCUACUUCGGUCUAUUAGGUAUAAUAUGGUUACCACGUUACUACGUGAUUCCGACCAAACUGAGGUUGUGGCCUUCUUACUGGCUGUAUAGCACCUUCUCCACCAACACUCUGCCACCUCUCAGUUCAGCCUACGAUAAGAGGACCUACAAUUCUCGGAACUAUUCUCUCAACAUAGACUAUAAACACGAGUGUUUCACCUGUCAAGUGAAUAUGAAACCAAAACACUGCAGUUCUCUAAUGUACAGUGAUGCUAUAUUUGACUCCAUACACACUUCCGACAGUUACGAUGUGUACACAUAUGAGAACUACCCGUGUUACCAGCGUCUAGCUAAACAGGGCCAAUGUGUUGUGGACAAUGUUAACUAUAACGUCGUGUUCAGUGGGGCAGCGUGCACAUUGUGCUCUAUCUGCCACAAGAACACAAUGUUCAACACCUCUCACAGAACACAGUACGGUAAAUACUACUACACGCCAAGAUUCUCGAUCAGUCUGGGAAACAGCAAACACGGAACUAAAAACAUCCUCCAUUGCCUCAACAAGCUGGUCCAACUAAGAUUUUACAACAAAAACCAAUUCUGCGACGAACUACAACAACACUUAUCAGUGUACAAACAAGAUAAAACGACCGUGUUCACGGGCUGUUCGAGCUUCUGUAGUGACAGUUCAAGUGUGGUCCACAGAGAGUUGUACAGUACAGAGUUAGGAGUGUAUCUGAUAAUGUUAGCUGUUAUUGGGCUGUGUAUUGUGGGCGUUAUCUUCUGUGUGGGAUAUGUUCUGUCACUCUACAGGGAACUGGGCAUUCUUAAUCUAGAAUGGAACAGUUCACAGACCUGUCCUAUCUGCAUGGAUAAGUUAUACCGGCUAACCCGCAUCAGUAAGCUACACUGUGGUCACAUGUUCUGUAGGGGCUGUCUGAAUCAGUGGUUGCACGUGUUCUGUCACGUGACCUGCCCCCUCUGUAGGCAGCCUGUAGAUCCUAACGCUCCUCCCCUCUCUACUCGGGACAACUCUCCUCAACUUCUUAUGUUGUCAGAUACCCCUCAUUCAGAGAGUGAAGAGGAAAGUAUAGCGGGAUCAGAAAACUCCCAUCACAGUACUCUAAACUCCUCCAUAAUGCAGUCCAUCUACAACAUGGGACGGAAUGUGGUCGCCGGCUGGUCUUCUCAACCAGCGUCUCACAACAGCUCUCCGUUCGACUUGUCUCCUGAGCCAGUAACUACCUUGCUAUACGACCUAUCCCGAGAUUCCACCACCUCCUUGAUAAAUGAAGGUGAGAGGGUGGAUAUUCUGAACCACUCCUUUGACCCGGGAGUUGCGGAGGCGCUCAGUGCAACCUCAAUAUCUGAACCCAUUCCUUUACCUUACUACCCACUCCGGUACAACACUGACCACUCCAAUUCUGUCGUAGUGCCCUACUCCACUACUGCUCUAAACUCCAGCCCCUGCUCCUCCAACCUCCUCCUCCCUCCUCCCUUCUUCCGUCCCACCCCACACACUGCCCUUUUCUCCGGACUUAGUUUCCAUGACAACGCUCAGGACUCAGCACACAGUGACACGGAACUGUUCGGACCCAGUUCACGACUCCAAAACAGGAUUGCCAGGAAAAUCAACAGGCUGAAGAACAGACGACUAGGUGUUCGGAUUAGAACUAGAAGAGCGCAGUCAACAUCCGAUCUUACGUCAAUGACGUCACAGUCUGAGAGCGAGGUUGACGUUUUGUGAUACCAGAAGAUCAAACUUCAAUCCCCACUCAUCAGACAUUUACCUGGGGACCCCAGGCUAUAAUGUUCAUAAACAUAUUGAUAUACCGAAUAGAGAUUCGGCGGAAUGACAGGCUGAGCGCCGCACAGUAAAUCAGACAUCUGUACCAGCGUCUUUUAAUAGGAGCGUCGUCAUAAUUAUCCGCAUUAUGUCUGGCUGAGCUGUUCGUCAAAACUAAAACUGCAAGUGGGGACCACUUCUUUAAUAAGAGAAAUAACUCAUUUUAACUUGGCAUGAAACUAUCAGACGUUCUAAGUUUGAGGGAUUAUUAUAAUUUAAUAAACAUUACGCAAUGAGUUAUUUUCUAGGAUAAAUUUAAUAAUUCGGAUGUAAAUUACUAUAAGUAUACUAGACAUGAAUUUGUGAUAAAAUUUGAUUUUAAUUUCUUUUACUCUACUUGAUGUUAUAUUAUCCGUUUUGGAUUUGAAAUUGCUGAAUUUAAUAUUUUGGUUGUACUUAAGUUCUUAAUAUGUUGUUACUAAA